Pistacia vera is the source of this 684-nucleotide messenger RNA. RefSeq lists its product as uncharacterized. Bases 1 to 684 code for a protein of 227 amino acids. Lineage: Eukaryota; Viridiplantae; Streptophyta; Magnoliopsida; Sapindales; Anacardiaceae. The transcript is spliced from 2 exons. The record is from RefSeq and is a predicted model, not a curated record.
AUGGAUAAAUCAACACAUAAGGAGAUAAUCUUAAAGGUUGAAAGCAAGAGCCAAAAGCACUCUUUAAGGAUUGAGGAACUUGUAAAAUCCUUUAAAGAGGAGCUUUCUCCAUUCUUUGAUGAUCAACCGUUAAAGCUAUGGGAAAGGAAUGGUAUAUAUGUUUUGCUUAAAUUAAGGAAGGAUGAUGAUACAAUAACUACCAAAUCGUAUCCUUAUACUCCUGAUGUAGAGGAGGAAUUUAGCAAGCAAAUAUCGAAAUUGCUGGAAAAGCAAUUACUACGCGCUAGUGAAAGCCCACACUCUUCGCUAGCAUUCAUGAUCAUAAAUAGAGCUGAGCGAGAAAGAGGAAAAGCGUGGAUGGCACCAUCAAUAUUCCAGAGGAAAAUGGAUAAAGUCUUUAGAGACUUAUCUAACUUUUGUAUAGUCUAUAUUGAUGAUGUUUUGGUUUUUAGUAAGACCAAAGAAGAACAUGUAAAUCAUUUUAGACUGGUGAUCAAAAGGUUCUGUGAUAAUGGAAUGAUGCUAUCUGAAAGAAAGGUAGAAUGGUUUACGAACAAGGUGACGUUCUUAGGCGUCGAGAUAGGUGAAGGAGGUAUUCAACUCCAAGAACAUUUCUCAAAGAAGUUGCUGGAAUUUCCAGAUGUGCUGGAAGAUAAGCCAUGUCACAGCAAUGUCUUGCAUUAG